Messenger RNA from Vicia faba (fava bean), 429 nucleotides. NCBI's taxonomy places the organism in Eukaryota, Viridiplantae, Streptophyta, Magnoliopsida, Fabales, Fabaceae. The record is from the annotation of a GenBank genome assembly.
AUGGCUAGAGGAUUGAAGAAGCAUUUGAAGAGGAUCAAUGCCCCCAAGCAUUGGAGGCUCGACAAGCUCGGUGGUGCUUUUGCUCCUAAGCCCUCAUCUGGACCACACAAGUCAAGGGAAUGCUUGCCACUUAUUCUGAUAUUGCAUAACAGACUCAAGUAUGCUUUGACAUACCGUGAGGUCAUUGCUAUUCUGAUGCAAAGGCAUGUCCUUGUUGAUGGCAAAGUUAGGACUGACAAGGCUUAUCCUGCUGGAUUCAUGGAUGUUGUGUCCAUCCCCAAAACAAACGAGAACUUUCGCCUGCUUUAUGAUACCAAAGGAAAAUUCCAUCUCCAUUCUGUCAGAGAUGACGAGUCAAAGUUCAAGCUCUGCAAGGUCCGUUCAGUGCAAUUUGGGCAGAAAAGGCAUCCCAUACCUGAACACCUAUGA